Messenger RNA from Drosophila elegans, 2583 nucleotides. It is a transcript of the gene gb, whose product is annotated as large neutral amino acids transporter small subunit 1. Gene Ontology annotation, biological process: amino acid transmembrane transport. Gene Ontology annotation, molecular function: L-amino acid transmembrane transporter activity. The transcript is spliced from 6 exons. Bases 524 to 2077 code for a protein of 517 amino acids. Lineage: Eukaryota; Metazoa; Arthropoda; Insecta; Diptera; Drosophilidae. The record is from RefSeq and is a predicted model, not a curated record. Gene Ontology annotation, cellular component: membrane.
ACACUGCCGCGAUGCUUGAGAAAACGUGGGGUUGAAAAACCUUUGACCGAAGCUGUGCCAAUUCCACAAUCAAACCGCAAAUUUUGCAAAACACGGCGGUAACCUCGAUGUCUGCACUUGCUUACCAGACACAUUAGCCGAAUUUCGCGCGACAGAGUGUAAAUUUUCGUUCAAAUCGCGAGUUUAAUGUGCGAAAAAAAUCAUCUGGAGGGGGGUGGUGUUGGUGCGAGCGAGACGACAGCAGGCGAAGAGCGGAGCAAAACAAACUAACGCUAACCGGCAGGAAAGAACAAGAGAUAAAAGAGAAGGAGAUAAGCCGAAUACAAUUGAAAAAUUCAUUAAUAAACAUACAUAUACACACGGAAGAACACCCACCAACACAUUCGCCUCGUUUAAUCAAUUAACGGGACAUCGGCCGAAGAAACAGUUACAGUCCGUUUUCAGACGUCGCGUGCGAAGAUUGUGUCACCGAGCUGCGGGAUAAUAACAAUAUAAUUCCUGGUUAUAACAUUAAAUAGCCGCCAUGCCCGCCAUCGAUGAACUGCAGUCGCCCUCGAGCGAAAUGGUGCUACUGACGCCGAGUUCAGGAAAUCCUCCCUCUAUCUUGGCACAUCCUGAACUUAAUCCACCCGAGAAAUCGCAAGGUCGCGAGGGAUCCGCCGAAUCCGAUAGCAGUAGGGUUGCGAUCAAAAAACAGCUGGGCCUUCUCGAAGGCGUGGCCAUUAUCCUGGGCAUUAUCUUUGGUUCCGGAAUCUUCGUGUCCCCGAAAGGCGUUAUCCGGGAGGUGGAAUCCGUGGGCGCAUCGCUAAUCAUCUGGAUUCUGUGCGGCCUACUGUCCAUGAUAGGAGCUCUAUGCUACGCGGAACUGGGCACUGCCAUACCCAAAUCCGGCGGGGAUUACGCCUAUAUCUUCGAGGCAUACGGAUCACUGCCGGCAUUUCUAUAUCUCUGGGAUGCCAUGAUGAUAUUCGUACCCACAACCAACGCCAUUAUGGGCCUGACCUUUGCCUCCUAUGUGCUGGAACCCUUUUUCGGCGGAGCCUGUCACAUUCCCCAGAUAGCCUUGCAACUGUUGGCCGCCAUUACCAUCUGCUUCCUCACUUACCUGAACUCGUACUACAUGAAGGUUACCACCAAGAUGCAAAACAUCAUUAUGUUUACCAAAAUCGCUGCCCUAGUGAUGAUCAUCAUCGUAGGCCUGGUCUGGAUGCUGAUGGGCAAUGUGGAGAACUUCACCAGACCCUUUGAUAACACUGAGACUGAUCCCGGCAAGAUGUCGGUGGCCUUUUACUCCGGCAUCUUUUCGUAUGCCGGUUGGAACUACUUGAACUUUAUGACGGAGGAACUGCGGGAUCCCUAUCGCAAUUUGCCGCGCGCCAUUUACAUCUCACUGCCGCUGGUCACCGGCAUUUAUGUGCUGGCCAACGUGGCUUAUCUGGCCGUGUUGUCGCCCUCCGAGAUGAUCGCCUCCAAUGCCAUCGCUGUGACCUUUGGCGAUAAGAUUCUUGGCGCCUUCUCGUUCGUCAUACCAGUCAUGGUGGCUAUCUCCGCCUUUGGCGGCCUGUCCGUCCACAUCAUGACCUCCUCCCGGAUUUGCUUUGUGGGUGCCCGGAACGGACACAUGCCGGCGAUUUUGUCGCACAUCAGCGUGAAGAGCUACACGCCGCUGCCGUCACUCGUUUUUCUGUGCUUCCUCUCCAUUGUGAUGCUGGUGGUGAGCGACGUGUAUGUGCUGAUCACCUACGCCAGCAUUGUGGAAUCGUUCUUUAUAAUGUUGUCCGUGUCAGCGGUUCUAUAUUUCCGCUACACCCGUCCCUGCAUGGAGCGCCCAAUUAAAGUCGCUUUGUGGAUACCCGCCCUAUUUGUCAUAGUUUGCGCCUUUCUAGUCGUCGUGCCCAUCUAUGUGGCGCCCUACGAGGUCGGUAUGGGGGUAUUAAUCACCCUAAUUGGCAUACCCUUCUACUACGUGGGUGUCGUGUGGAAGAAUAAGCCGAAAUGGGUGCAGCACACGAUUGACUCGCUGACCUUCACUUGCCAGAAGCUCUUUAUGUCCGCCAAGGAAGAAAAACAGGACUAAACUGCCACCAGAGUGAGCCAAAAAAGGGAGAAAGCAGAACUUCCAAAUGUCAGUCUAUUAAAUCUCUAUAUCCAUGUGACCUCUUAAGCGGGAGAACUUUAACUCGUUGAACCUGAAUACCAAAAACAGAAAUUGUCUAUAAAAAGCGAAAAGUAAGACCUGUACAUCACAAGGACUGGAGCACGAAGUCAAUCUUAUUUCAUAUGUCUAUAUUUAUAAACCAUGACAAAAGCGUUUACCUAAAGUGCAAACUCAUCGAAUAGUAGUUUAGUUUUGACUAAGAGCUUAGCAUUCAUUUUGCACUGAUUUUGUAAAUUCUAUACCAAAGUAAGCCAAAAACUGUUUGCCAAAGUUGCGAUAUUUAGCUCGAUAUUUGCCAUAUUAAGCAGUUUCUUACCAUUUUCUGUUGCUUAUUGUUUAAAAUUCAGUUAUUACAUUGUUUUUGUCCCUCAUUUUACUACCUAAGUGCAUUGAAAUUUUGUAAUAAAGAUUUUUGUACGUUUCAA